This is a messenger RNA of Schistosoma rodhaini, 2355 nucleotides long. The record is from the annotation of a GenBank genome assembly. Lineage: Eukaryota; Metazoa; Platyhelminthes; Trematoda; Strigeidida; Schistosomatidae.
ACUGGCUUUUUAACGAGGUCAUGAAACUCCGAAGCCUCAUAACAAUGCGUAGGACUUCACUGGUGUAAACUUGUGGCCUAGAUGUUGACCCAAGGUUUCUCAAAAUCAACGCGCAUAGAAUUCUUAUUAUGCGCUAUAUAUCUAAACAGGAACAAUUCUGGAUCGCUUGCAGUUUUGGACGUGAAGGAGCUGCUAAGAGGUUGAUCGAAUCUGGUGUGGAUGUUAACUGGAAGUCCUAUGUGUACGAAUGCUAUCCUAUACAUAUCUGCUCCCAAGGGAAACCUAGUAUUUUACAGAUGGUUAUUCGAGCAGGAGCAGAUAUUAAUGCACUCGAUUCAGGAGGUAAUACAGCUUUGCACCAUGCUGCUAUGUCAGGCAAUGAAACCAAUGCUCAAAUGCUUUUAUCUGCAGGCGUAAAUGUUGAUAUAGUCAAUAAAAAUGGUUGGACACCGUUAUUUAAUGCUGUCUACUGGAAUCAUCCAUCUAUAGCUGAGAUGCUACUGGCCAAUGGUUCAAGUCCAUUUUUGAAGAAUAAGAAUGGAAGAAUUCCUCUACAUGAAUUAUGCCGAACUAAAUCCAAAGAUUCUGUUCGAAUUCUUAAAAAUUUCGAAUUACUUCUUGAAUGUAUGAAUAAAUGUAAACGAGAAGCAUUAGUCAGUAUGACCGACUGCAAGCCUGAUCCCAUUACUACUACUUCUACUACUAUUGAUGACAAUCUAAAUUUGAAUGAAACUACAAUAGGUAAUUGUGGAACUUCUAUCGAUUUGGAUAAUAUGAGCUUAAGAGCAUGUUCUCAAAAUGAUUUGGAUUCAGAAGCUGAUUUUACCCCACUUCUAUUUGCCUGCUAUCAUGGACAUUUGGAACUUGUCAAAGCAUUGUUGAAUCGUGGCGCUAAUGUUUCCGUCACUGACAAGAAUCAUUGGACAGCUUUACAUUGGGCUGCACAACAGUGCCAUGCUGAUAUUGUUGAAGUACUAUUGGAUUAUGGUGCAUCAAUAUAUGCAAAAGAUUUGCAUGGUUGUAUGCCAUAUGCAGUAACUAGUGAUAUAGGUUUACAAGAAUGUCUUUCACCUGAUAUUGACUAUCCAAAUAUUAUAUCCAAUGGACAUGUAACCACUGACGAUGAAGAUGACGAUGACAAGGACAAUCAUAAUGAUGAUGUCAACGACGUAGACAGAAAAGAAGGAGCAUCUAAAAUAAAACCAAGUCCUCUUCAACUACAAUUAUUCCAAUCUUAUCCACAAAUAAAUAUGAAUGAUUCAUUAGAUUCAUCUGUGAUAACUAAACAACUUAAUUUAAUGGAAUUAUCUUUAGUUGAAAAUCAUAUGGAAAUAUCCACUGCUGAAAUAGCAUCACCUGAAGUUUAUAUUAGCACUGUAUAAUUAUCAGCAAUAACAAGUGAAGAAAAAACAAAAUUCUAGCUUCUUUUUGACUUUGUUCUUUCUUUCUCUCUUAUACAGAUUACUUGUAUUGUUGCCUUAAAGAAUGUCAACUUGUUCUCUAUUCUAUUAUUUAUUUUUAAAAAAAUGGCAUUAUACAUGACUGAACUAUUAUCAAAUUUGUAUCUAUAAUGCAUGUCUUAAACAAUAUCAUAAUGUUUGCAUGUAUAUAUCUUGCUUGAACUGCACAUACAAAUAAUACCCCCAUAUUAUUAAGUCAGUCAGUCAGCUACAACGUAGGACCAGGCACAUUAUGCAUCGGUCCAAGUUGCCAUACCUUGUUGGCACAUCGGAUUCAUAGAAGUAGUUAAUUUAGUGGUGGUAGUAUAUAAAAGAUAAGUUGUAUAUAAGGAUAUAGUAUAGGAGGGAAGACAGGUGUGAAACAAUUUUAAUCUCAAGAUUAUUAUUAUGUUUGGAUAGUCAUAUUGAAUGAUCAUUGAGGAAUCUUAGUUACACUUAUUGUCAAACUGUCAGGUUUCUUCUUUUUUUAUACUUAGAUGGAUAGUCUAGCUUAGAGCUUUAAUAUUUGUUGUGUCUGCUAUGUUAUUUUGAGUAUUAUUAGCUUUUCACGUUGAAAACACAUGCGAUUGGCAUAAAAUUCAAAUGAAUCUGAUGUAAAUUGAAUUAAAAUGAUGAUGUUUACUAAUAACAGUAUAUUGAUAGUUUAUGAGAAGAGAAUACAUUGAUGCAUUACUUUUUUUCAUUCUUCUUAAAUCUUUCCUCCUUUACAAUAUGUCGCAUACUUUCUUCACAUGUCCUGCAUAUUUUGUUUGUCUAUUUUAAUUUAAAAUAAUGUUUUGAUUUGACAUUUUGAUGUAAUGUUUUUGUCUCAUGUAUAGUUAAGCAUAAGAUUGCCAAGUUUUCACUUUCAUUGAAUAAGUGCUACUUGGAUUGUUAAAUGAUGUGUGUUACUUCG